UGUAGCCGGAGAGGAGGCGUGUGUACUACGUUACUGUACACAAGGAGAGGGAGAGAAGACAUUAACUUGUAGCGGGAGCAGAGGCGUGCACUACGUUUAAUUGUAGCAGGAGAAGAGGCGGGCGCUACGUUACCGUAUCAGAGGAGUGAGAGGGAGGUAGUGAGUGAGGUGGUAGCACACGAGGGAUACUGUGAAAGCAAGAGACACUGAGCAGCAAGCAGUCAUUCCCUCAGGCAAAGGAGAGAGAGAGAGCGAGAGAGAGAGGUCUGUGAUUUUGCUUUUGCUUUUCCUUUUUCCACGCUGGUUUCAUGAUCACACCACCACUCGCCAGUCGCCACCAGCUCCUCGACUAUUGACUGAAGAGAUUUGAAGGGGAGAAAAAAAAACAGGAAACACAAGGAGGCAGAUGAAGAAGGAGAGCACCUGCUGACCUGCGUGGGAGAGUGGGAGUGAUGAUUCACUGAAAACCUCCCACCUGUGCUCUGCCAUUCCUCCUGCCACACUGCCUGAUGGAAGACCUCGUGGUCCAAGCAUACUCUUUGUGAUAAAAAUUGUGUGGUGUUGCAGUCUUUUUUUGCAGUCUUUUUUCCACUUUUUGCUGGAUCUAUUUGAAUUUUGUCCUGGACUUAGGCAACCUGCUGGGAUGUGCAUACGUUCAGCUGUUUGAACAUCUUCCUGACACAGGACAGGAGCCGUCGACUCGGUCGGUUUUCUCUCCGUUUCGUUGUGUUGCGUUCCCCCCCAAGUGUGGAUGCUCUCAGUGUUGCUGUGCGUGCACGUAGUCGGUAGCUUCGCCUUGAGCCGGGGGAUCGAGAUGCUGUUCAACAGCAUCAGCACCAAGUUCUCGCUGUCCCACAUCCACGUGCGGCUGACGGCCAAGGGCUUGCUGCGAAACUUGCAGCUGCUGUCGGGAUGCAAGAGGAACACCGUGGUCUUCUGUGCAGUGGACAAGGGAAAGACGACGAGGCCCAACGCCCGAAACCAGACCCAGAACCAGGUGAAUGGGCAUCGAGGUGCAGACCCGCCGCCGUCCUCCGGACCUCCUCUGGACAGCAGGGCGAAGAACACCAAGGCCCAGAGCUGCGCGGAGGAAAGCCGUCCGACCAAGACCCAGCUCCAGCUCCAGGGCCUGAAGGGUCUGCUUCAUCAGAGCAACCUGAGGUGUGAGGGACUCUCCAUCGUGCUGCAGUAUUGUGUGGCAGAGCGCGAGGAGACCUUGAGGAAGUAUGCAGACCUGUCCCAGGAGCUCGUCAACCUGCGAGAGGAGCUAGCCAACUCCUCCCAGACAUGCGAGCGGCUGGCGCUGGAGAAGGAGGAGGUGGCGAAGAUGAGGGAGCAGCACCGUGUGGACCUGGCCCAGCUGGAGGAGCGCCUGCAGGUCUUCUACGCCGCCGAGUGGGAGAAGACACACCAGAUGUAUCAGGAGGAGGCUGAUAAGUGCAAAGCCCAGAUGGAGGACCAGCUGAAGACGUUACAACAUCAGCACGAGGUCCUGAUGAACGAUCUGGAGGCCAGCCACUCGGUGAAGAUGGAGAGCAUCAAACAGCAAGCUGAACAAUCUCUAGCAGAACUCUGUCAAACUCAAGAAAAACAACUUGAGACAUUGAACACAACUUUGCAUGAGAUUGACAACUUGACAGGUCAGGUUGAAGAUCUAAAAGCGGACAAUCUUGCUCUCAAUGAAAAGCUUAAAGUGGCCGAGGAGCUGAGGAAGGCGAUGGCUGCAGAGGCUCAGAAGGACUCCCACACGCUGUACUUGGAGCAAGAGUUGGAGAGUCUGAAGGUCGUGCUGGACAUCAAGAGCAAACAGCUCCAACAACAGGACCAGAAGCUCAUGCAGAUGGACAAAGUGCUGGAGAAGAAUGAGAAGCUUGAGAAGUCUCUACAGAUGAUCCAGCGAGAGAAUGAAGACCUGAAAGCCCGGAUGGACCGACACGUGUCGUUGGCAAGGCAACUGUCGGUGGACCAGAUGACGAUGCAGGAGAACCUGGAGAAGGAGAGCAAAGAGAACAAGCGUCUAUCCCGCGAGAACGAGGAGCUCCUCUGGAAGCUACACAACGGGGACCUGAACCUCACGAAUCGGAAAUCGCCACCCGCCACCCCAUCCUCUUUGCCCCUGCAGUCGCCGUAGAAACAAACUAACUGCUCAAACUGCCUUGAAGGGAAUGGUGCACAAGGCAGCUUUUUGAGCAAUGUUGCUUUAUGGGCGUUAUUAUUAUGAUCUGCUCCGUAUAAUCUGAUGGAAUAGUUAGAAAAGUUGUCGGCUGCUGAUCCACAGGUGUGUUUCUCGAAAGCAUAGUUGCUAGUCAGUUAGCAACUUGGCUAGUUGCCAAUGGGAAACUGCAUUGCAAACAACAAAGUAGCUAACGUAGGCUACUGUAGUUAGCAACUAUGUUUUUUUCGAGAAAUGCACCCCAGGUUUUCUUGACAAGUGUUAUCGCGGUCAAGACAGUCCAGACAACAUCUUAUCAUAUCGUUGCCCAGACGCAUUGCUCAAAAAGUUGCCCAGUGUAUCAUCAUCUUUGAGACCCUCCCCUCCUCACCACACCCGACCCCACCCCUCGCCUCAUCUGUGUCGCCUAGACGACCCAGCUCCAGGCUUCCAUGAAGCUUGCUCUUGCUCUACACAUGGCUACAUUAGCUACUUAUUAGCUACAUUAGCUAAAAAUCAAAUCAAAAAUUUCUCAGGUGUGAAUAUUUUUAUGAUGUCAGUUUGUGUGUGUGUGUGUUUGUGUGUAUUUGUUUUCUUUUUUUGAUGAACUGUCAAUAAAGUGUGUUUUUGCUGUA
Messenger RNA from Engraulis encrasicolus (European anchovy), 2787 nucleotides. It is a transcript of the gene mtus1a, whose product is annotated as microtubule associated tumor suppressor 1a. NCBI's taxonomy places the organism in Eukaryota, Metazoa, Chordata, Actinopteri, Clupeiformes, Engraulidae. Gene Ontology annotation, molecular function: microtubule binding. Gene Ontology annotation, cellular component: cytoplasm; nucleus. The transcript has 11 exons. The record is from RefSeq and is a predicted model, not a curated record. The coding region runs from base 752 to 2131 and encodes 459 amino acids.